Messenger RNA from Sclerotinia trifoliorum, 1939 nucleotides. Lineage: Eukaryota; Fungi; Ascomycota; Leotiomycetes; Helotiales; Sclerotiniaceae. The record is from the annotation of a GenBank genome assembly.
AUAACGUGGGAUUUGAGUUCGUGAUUUGAGGAAUUGGGGAGUCGAAAGAUCGAAAAAAGUCCCAUUUUUCAACAACAGAUACGGUCACAAAUAUAAAUAGUAAUACAAAUAAAUAUAAGUUCGAUUUGUUUGGAAGGAUUGGUGGUAAUAACAACAAACACAAAGACUGAUUCUGAUUCUUCGAAAAGAUAUCUAGGAACAGCAUCACAGUUGACGCCAAACACAAAUUCAAAUAAACGUCCCAAUCGAGUCCCGAGACUUAUCAACAUCAUGACCUCAAAAACUUCCACCACUCCAAAAAAUAUCAUCAUCCUCGGUGCCGGAAUUUCAGGUCUUCAAACUGCUCUUUCUCUAUUAACUUCAUCCUCUACUUCUUCUUCAAAACCGAAAAUAACAAUCAUAGCCAAACAUUUCCCAGGAGAAAAAGAUGCAAAUUAUUGUUCUCCAUGGGCAGGAGCAGAUUGGAGAAGUCAUGCUUCGAGAAAGGAAGAGGAUAGGAGACUUAGAGGAUGGGAGGAAGUUACUUAUAAGAGGUGGAUUGAGGUGAUUGAACGAGAGAAGGAGGAGAAGAUGCUAGAGAAUGGGAAGAAAGAUGCUAGAAUGGAGGAAGUCGAACCAAAGAAGGACCAUCAAGAAGUAGGAAUAGCCAUAACACCAUCUCUAUACUUCCUAGGAGCCAAUUACCACGGAUCCGAAAUCGACGAAAAUGGUGUUUGGUUUCAAGAUGUAGUUCAGGGAUAUCAAGAACUGAAUCCUUCCGACCCAACUGAAAAUAAUUCGGAACUGCAUAGUUACCCAAAAGGUAUAUUAGGAGAAGGAAUUAGAAAAGGUGUUUAUUUCAAUACCGUAUGCGUGGAUGUAGAUAAAUAUCUUGCGUAUUUAUUACUUCGCAUCAAAGCACUAGGCGCGAUAAUCACCCGCUCGGAAAUCAACACGAAUGGUGGACUUGAGGGUGUGGUUCGUUCUUGCAAAGUUCUUGCUAGGGAGAAUGGGGUAGCGGGUGAUGUGGAUGUAUUGAUAAAUUGUACAGGACUUGCAGCGGGAAAAUUCGUGGAGAAGGAUGAGAGGGAGAAAUUGUUUCCGGUUAGAGGUCAGGUUUUGAUGUUGAAGGGAGAGACGAAGGUUUGUAAGACGUUGGUGACGGAUUUGGGGGAGGAGGGGGAUGAAUUACUUUAUGUUAUUCCGAGGCCGGGAAGUGGGAGGAGUGUGGUUGGGGGUCGUAAACAGGUUCGUUGAUUUCUUUUAAGUUGGGGAAGAGGGGGAUGGUUCGGAAGGUGGUGACUUUGGUUCUCACUCUCAUUCAUUUGUUUUUGUUCCCCGGAAAGAUGAUAGGAGAUAGACCGAGAUGGGGGUCUCGUUCCGAAUAUAAGUGUAUAAGUGAGAAUAACUAACUCGAAGAUGGAUAUAGGCAUAUAGUUGGGACUCUAACCCGGACUCACAAUUAACUGAAAGAAUUCUUCAAAGACUGAAGGAUAUUGGAUGGGCGGAUGAUUUUAUGGAUGAGAAUGGUGAUAUAGAGGUUUUGGAUACGUAUGUGGGUUUUAGACCUGGGAGGAAAGGUGGUGUGAGGGUGGAGAUUGAGGUGGAGGUGAAGGCUGAUGGAGAAGAGUGGAGGAAAGAAGAGGGAGAAAUGAUAGGGGAAAAAGGACAAGCAAGGAAAAUAGAAGAUGUCUUUGUACUUCAUAAUUAUGGUCAUGGGAGUGGAGGGUAUCAAUGCAGUAUUGGGUGUGCGGAGGAAAUUGUGAGGUUGAUUGAGGGGUUGGAGUUGGAGUGAUGAGUGAUGGGAUGGUGAGUCAGUGUAAUUUUGUUAUUGAUAUGGUAUGAUGAGGAGGGACUUGGUAUGUGAGAUUACGAGGUGGCGGGCCUACGGAGGUUAGGAAUAGAUAUUGAGGGAGGGGGAUUGUUCUAGGUGAUGAUGUAUAGUGGUGCUGUUUGGAUA